This is a messenger RNA of Scaptodrosophila lebanonensis, 1851 nucleotides long. Its product is annotated as GATA zinc finger domain-containing protein 10-like. NCBI's taxonomy places the organism in Eukaryota, Metazoa, Arthropoda, Insecta, Diptera, Drosophilidae. The coding region runs from base 1 to 1851 and encodes 616 amino acids. The record is from RefSeq and is a predicted model, not a curated record. The transcript has 3 exons.
AUGGCAGCAGCCACUGUAACCACACACUUGGUGCCCGGCACGGGCACGACGCCCAAGGCCGGCAAGGAGGCGUCCGAGGUGUGCGAUGAAUGUGAUUAUUAUGGUAGCAGUGCAGCGAUUUUGAUCGAUAACAGCACCCAAACUGAGAGUGAUGAGAAGGAAGUAAAGGAGCAGGAACUGGAGCAGCAGCAGGAGCAGGAUGAGCAAAAGACUACACAAAUCCCAGAGUUGCAGGAUCUGCCAGAAGAAGCCACAGAGAAUUGUAUACGAAACGAUAAGGAUAACGAUAAAUCUAGCGAUAACGAUAACAAUAAUCCAGCUGAACAAGAACAAGACUUACAACUAGAUGCAGAAGAGCAGGAAGAGGAAGUACAGGAGCUGAAGCAAACCGACCAAGACAGCGAUAGCGAUAGUCUGGACGAUGUGGCCAGACUGACUGGCCUGGCACUCGAAAUGGGCUAUGCGCGAAUUAUCGACUACGAUAACUUGCGCAUCAUCGAGCAUGUUAUCGAGAGCGAUGAGGACGAGGAAGCUGGCGAUGCCGAUGCCGAUGCCGCUGCCUCUGCUGCCACAACAGGUGGCGGCACCACACAGGAGGAGGAACUGCAGCAGGCCUGUCACGACUUGGUGGCGUUUAUUGGCGAAAGCUAUCAGCUCAUCGAUAGAUCGCCAGCCAGCGCUCAUAUGCCCGCACACAGCUCGGCUAGCCAGGCGGUGGACAACAACAACAACAAUCGUAACAAUGGACGCAAUGAAACGGUUUCGUAUGCCACACGUAACAAGCCAGCAAAGAAAGUACAAAUUGCCAUCAAUAAAGUCGAGCAACUAAAUCAAAGGGCAACGAGUAGUACGACAGCAACGGCAGCAACAACCAGUGCACUGAUCAGAGCCUAUAAAUCGAAACUGACACCAUUGGCGCCACCGUUUCAGCCCGCAGCGCUGAAGGCCAAGCAGCAGCAACAGCAGCACAAUCAUGGCGCAAUGUAUGCCACCUACGAGCAAACCACAGUCUACUAUCAUCAACAAAUGUUGCAGCCACCCACAGCAGCCCAGCAACAUCAACAUCAACAGCAACAGCAGCAGCAGCAGCAACAGUUGUCACCCACGCCGCACAAGCAGCAUUGUGCGCAGCAUGGCGGCAUGCCACACAUACACUUACAAGCCGCAGGCGCUGGCGCCGCCCAAUUGGUGCCCGUGCAACUAAUCACCUUGACGCCGCCAUCCACGGCAACUGCAGCUGCGGCAGCAAGUGCGCCUCAAGCAGCAGCAGUGGCAGCAGCGGCUGCAACAUCGAUUGCUGCUGGCGCCUGGCCACUUGUGGAGGCGCCAAUUUACAUUGACAUCAAUGGCGAAUAUCGGAGCUUUUGUCCGGCACAUGGACCACCAGCCGUGGCUGCCCCUGUUGGCGCCAAUGCGCAGCCACAGCAGUCCUUGUUGUCGCACCACCAUCAUCAUCAUCACCACCAGCACCAGCAUCAGCACCAACAUCAUCUCCAACAGCAGCAACAGCAAGCACAGCAAGCGCAGCAACAGCAACAGCAACAUCUUCAGCAUUUGCAACAUCAGUUGCCAACUGCCGCGGCCUGCAACUCGACUUCGUCGGUCCCUGUGAGUAAUGUUAAUGGAAAUAUCGGCCAUGCCACCGCACCGCCACGCUUGCUUAUGCAACUGGACACUGGUGUUACAGUGGCCCAUCAGCAGCAGCAGCAGCAGCAGCCACAGCAGCAUCAGCAGCCGCCGCCGCCGGCACAGCAGCAGCAGCAGCAACAACAACAAAUUGUCGCCGCUGGCAAGCGCAGCAAAGUUUAUCGAGGUGAGUGCCCGUUUUAUGACAUUUGUUUUCCACCAUAA